AUGGCCUCCAAAAAAGCAACAUCAGGACAGGGAGAUCUCAUAACCAUACUAAGCAUUGAUGGAGGUGGAGUGCGGGGGAUAAUUCCGAGUGUUAUACUCGACUUCCUAGAAACCGAACUUCAGAAAUUGGAUGGCGAGAAUGCUAGGUUGGCGGAUUAUUUCGAUGUGAUUUCAGGAACAAGCACAGGAGGCCUAGUGACAGCAAUGUUAACCUCCCCUAAUGAAGAGAAGCGACCUAUAUUCGCAGCCAAGGAUAUCACAAACUUCUAUCUCGAACAUUGUCCUAAGAUCUUUCCACAACAUACGAAUCCGUUUGCUCCUGCUGAAAAAGCGUUGAAAGCUCUAUCUGGUCCAAGGUACGAUGGAGUCUAUCUUCAUAGACUUGUUCGAGAAAUACUGGGGAACACAAGACUCCAUGAAUCACUAACGAAUGUCGUGAUCCCAACUUUUGAUAUCAAACGCUUGCAGCCUGUCAUCUUCUCAACUUACCAGCUGAAGAAAAAACCAAGUCUAGAUGUGAUGUUGGCAGAUAUAUGCAUCGGAACAUCAGCAGCGCCAACUUAUCUUCCUUGCCAUACUUUCAGACACGAAGAUUCUGAAGGGAAUCUAAUUGGAGAGUUCGAUCUCAUCGAUGGCGGGGUGACUGCAAAUAAUCCGACUUUAGUCGCAAUAAAUGAAGUGACACAGGAGAUAAAAGGAGGCAUUAAAACAGGUGGUUUUCUAGUAUUGUCAUUGGGGACGGGCUCACCAAAAUUCAUCGAGAAGUAUGACGGUAAUACAUCGUCUCAUUGGGGUGUUGUCGGGUGGCUGGCGAGUGGUGGCUCGAUUCCACUGAUAGAUGUAUUUACUCAAGCAAGUAGUGGAAUAGCCGACUAUCAUACCUCCACCUUCUUGCAAGCCCUUCAUUUGGAGGGGAAGUACCUUCGUAUUCAGGAUGACACUUUAACAGGAGACGUUGCUUCGAUGGAUCUGGCAACAACAAAAAACUUAGAGGAUCUGGUUCAAGUUGGCAAACAAUUGUUGCAAAAACGACCGAUGAUGGGCAUGGGUAGACAACCUUUUUCUGAUAGCAGUACCAACGAAAAAGCUCUAAUAAGGUUGGCGAAAAUGCUGUCAGAGGAAAAGAUUAAGAGAGAGCACAACAAUAGCCAAGAAGUGGAGAUCAAUACUUCGGUUUCAAGGAGAACGGGAAUGUAUUUGAGGGCAGUUUCUGGGUCCCUCCCGAAUUUGCAGCAAAUCACUACAUAG
This is a messenger RNA of Lactuca saligna, 1248 nucleotides long. Lineage: Eukaryota; Viridiplantae; Streptophyta; Magnoliopsida; Asterales; Asteraceae. The record is from the annotation of a GenBank genome assembly.